AGAUAACCAACUAAGUCUGCGUGUCUUGGAGCCUUCUGGUGAAUCAUUUCUGGAGCAAAUACUACUCCCUCAAAAUGGCUGUCGGCGGUUGCUUCUGCGGCAAGAUUCGAAUCGAAUACACUGGCCAGCCUCUGAUGUCGGCACUGUGUCACUGUCUUGAUUGUCGCAAGCUUACUGGGUCACCUUAUACCUAUAGUUACGUCGUCAAGAGUGCAGAGUUGAAUGUCACUGGGAAGCCGAAAGAAGUACCCAAGACAGCAGAUAGUGGAAGUGAUAUUAAGAACUAUUUCUGUCCCGAUUGUGGCACGCCGCUGUUUGGAGGAAAGGUCAAAUCUGAUGGAACUCCCGAGGAGGUUACAAUUCUCCGUGCAGGAAUCUUUGAUGACAGCGGCAUCUUGAAUGAACGGAAACCUGAGGCGGAGAUCUACACGGAUAGGCGGUUGGCAUGGGUAGAGCCCAUCGAAGGGGCGGCUCAGUUUAGCGGCAUGCCGUCACUAUGAUAAUUGAUUGAUUGUU
Messenger RNA from Aspergillus sclerotioniger CBS 115572, 516 nucleotides. Its product is annotated as GFA family protein. Bases 75 to 500 code for a protein of 141 amino acids. The record is from RefSeq and is a predicted model, not a curated record. Gene Ontology annotation, molecular function: carbon-sulfur lyase activity. The transcript has 3 exons. NCBI's taxonomy places the organism in Eukaryota, Fungi, Ascomycota, Eurotiomycetes, Eurotiales, Aspergillaceae.